AUGGAUGCUGAAGAGAGAGAACAUUUAAAUCAACCGGACAGAUUACUACCAAAAGAGUCGAGCACAAUCUUUCCAUAUGCAAAAUAUCUGGAAAGGUAUUCCGUUAAGGAAUUAACCGCAGCAACCAAUAAUUUUCUUAUAUACGAAACCGAGGGAAUCAAUCAUAAGCAAAAGUAUAUAUCACAAUCUCAAUCCGGAAAGAUAUUUCUAAUGAACAAAGAACAUCGGUUGAGAUUUCAAGAAGCUCUCGUACAUCUGUUCUUGAGGCAAAGUGAAAAACUCGUGGUGUUGGAUGUCAAAUCAACAUUCUUUCGAUCCGACUUCAUGGAUUUGGAUUUCUUUGGUGAAAUUUUAAAGAAAUUGGUCAAGAUACCUUCCUUUCAACUUGCCAUCACCAAUGAAAUAGAAAAUUUUUGCACGAAAAAGUUUUUUGAAUUCUUGGAAUUCAUGUCAAAUAAUUGUUCACGAUUUAAUGAGUUUAGGAUCAACUUAAAUAAUCCAUUUAAACACAUCAAUCUAUCACCUUUAUUAUUUAAUAUAAUUCAACGGCAAGAUGAUUUAAAUAGGAUCUACUUAAUGACUGACAUGUAUUCCAACGUUUUAUCAUCAUUAAAAUCCUACAAUUCCUUGACGUGUAUCGGAUUAAGCUUCACCAGAAUCAACGACAAAAUAAUCGAAAGUUUAACAAAAUGUGUCAAUCUAUCCAAAUUAACGAUAGAUCAUUGUGAUGGUUUAACUCUGGAUUAUUGUAAGAGAUUGUCGAAUGAAUCCUUUCAAAAGUUGAAAGAGUUGUCUUUAGCGGUAAACAAGUGGAAUCAUCAUUUAACAGCAUCAUUUAUUAGUUCGGUGGGAGGUCCUUCAAUCGAAAGGUUAACGAUUACAAGUAUGACCAACUCAAUAAUGGAACAAGUUUUAAAUCAUUGUUCAAACGUUAAAACGAUUAAAUUGGAUUUAUUUGAAAUUAAUUUAGAACUUUUACAAAAAAUUGAAAGAAUGAAAUUUGAACAUCUCAUCAUUAAUUCAUUACUCUUGAUCGAUCAUUCUCAUAAUGUUGUAAGAAUUUUAUCAGAAUUGGCGGGUUAUUUACCCAGCACGACAAAGCAUCUUACCUUUAAUACUUAUCAAACUAUAUUUAAACAUGAAUUAAAUAAUAUUUUAAACAAGUCGAAUUGUUCUUUUGUAUCCUUGGAUUUUAGAUUUGAAAUUAAUACUGAUCUAUUAAAUAUAAUUCUGAAUUAUGCUACGAAAAAAAGUUGUUUGAAAUAUUUGGGUCUUGCAAGAUAUGUAGAUUAUGCUGUGUAUACAAACUAUUUUAAACCAUUAAAUCAAAAUUUAUUAACUCAAUUCAAAGAUAGUGGUGUCAAAGUUGUCAAUUUUAAUGGAGAUCAAUAUAACUGUUGA
Molecule: messenger RNA, 1401 nt
Organism: Funneliformis mosseae
Lineage: Eukaryota; Fungi; Glomeromycota; Glomeromycetes; Glomerales; Glomeraceae
Source: the annotation of a GenBank genome assembly